GCGUUUGUUUGGUCGCUUCCCUUUUUCUUUUGCUCUCUUUUUGCUGGCGAUGGGGUGGGGGUGGUCGUCGUCGUCGUCCGGGGCUACGACGAUGGUCGUGGUCGUGGCGCGCGUUGUCGCUUUGGCGGCGGCGGCGGGCGUCGUCCUCGCGGUGGAGGCGCAGCUGUCGCCGGGGUACUACAGCGCGACGUGCCCUGGGGUGACGGCCAUCGUGCGCCGCGGCAUGGCGCAGGCGGUGCAGAAGGAGGCGCGGAUGGGCGCCUCCAUCCUCCGCCUCUUCUUCCACGACUGCUUCGUCAAUGGGUGCGACGCCUCCAUCUUGCUGGACGACACGGCCAACUUCACGGGGGAGAAGAACGCGGGGCCGAAUGCCAACUCCGUGCGCGGGUACGAGGUCAUCGACGCCAUCAAGGCGCAGGUCGAGGCCUCCUGCAAGGCCACCGUCUCCUGCGCCGACAUCAUCGCCCUCGCGGCGCGCGACGCCGUCAACCUGCUCGGGGGGCCGAACUGGACGGUGCAGCUGGGGCGGCGCGACGCGCGCUCGACGAGCCAGAGCGCGGCGAACACAAACCUGCCGCCUCCCGGCGCGAGCCUCGCCUCGCUCCUGUCAAUGUUCAGCGCCAAGGGCCUCGACGCGCGCGACCUCACCGCGCUGUCCGGCGCCCACACCGUCGGGUGGGCGCGCUGCUCCACCUUCCGCGCGCACAUCUACAACGACACCGGCGUGAACUCCACCUUCGCCACGCAGCUGCGCACCAAGUCGUGCCCCACCACCGGCGGCGACGCCAACCUCGCGCCGCUCGAGCUGCAGGCGCCCAAUACCUUCGACAACGCCUACUACCAGGACCUCGUCAGCCGCCGCGUCCUGCUGCGCUCCGACCAGGAGCUCUACGGCAGCGGCGCGGGCAAUGGCACCACGGACGCGUUCGUGCGCGCGUACGCCGCUAACUCGACGGCGUUCGGGGCGGACUUCGCCGCCGCGAUGGUGCGGCUGGGCAACCUGAGCCCGCUCACAGGAAAGAACGGCGAGGUCCGGCUCAACUGCCGGCGAGUGAACUCAUCGUGAAACUGGAUCAAAAUGCAUUCUAGAUGUACGCUUCGCCAACGCCAUAAACUUAUUAUUAAUCCUGUUUUUACCAAAAACAAACGGGAAAGACUGUUCUUGCACUGGAUUUUCUC
Messenger RNA from Oryza brachyantha (malo sina), 1179 nucleotides. Its product is annotated as peroxidase P7-like. Gene Ontology annotation, biological process: response to oxidative stress; hydrogen peroxide catabolic process. Lineage: Eukaryota; Viridiplantae; Streptophyta; Magnoliopsida; Poales; Poaceae. The record is from RefSeq and is a predicted model, not a curated record. Bases 50 to 1066 code for a protein of 338 amino acids. The transcript has 3 exons. Gene Ontology annotation, molecular function: heme binding; peroxidase activity.